AUGGUCCUCAUCACUGUUACAAUUGCACUGCACUGGGAUACAAAGAUCGUGGACAAACCAAUCCCUGACCCCUACACCACAAAGGUUCCUCAAGGUACGUUUCUUAUUGACAUCUUGAAGAAAGCUGCAAACGAAGAUGUUGAGGGGCCAUUCAAUAAAUACUCCACCACCUACUAUGGUGGUACAGGGGAUUUUGUCAUCGCCAUGGAUGGGAUUGAACAGGAUCCCGCCAACAAUCUAUACUGGAUGAUAAGAGACAAACAGACUGGAAAUCUCACCCCAACGGGAAUAGACCAAUACCAGCCACAGGACGGGUCAACUACAGUCUUCAGCUAUGAAGAAACAGGCAAGAGUCACCACGAAAGACUUACUCGUGGUUAAGCGUUUGGACGAGGAUGGGGGGUCCUCUGGAUAAAUCAUAACCCAAAGCAGAUAGUGU
Molecule: messenger RNA, 439 nt
Organism: Pocillopora verrucosa
Lineage: Eukaryota; Metazoa; Cnidaria; Anthozoa; Scleractinia; Pocilloporidae
Source: RefSeq, a predicted model, not a curated record